AUGAGCUCACCAAAUACCAUCGGUUUCUUCACUUCUCAGCUGAACGGAGAAGUUAUCCUGAGGAAGGACAAGAAACCCGAGAAGAAUCUGCAUCCGUUAACUAUUCAUGAGCUGAUGCUUGAAACGGCCACCAAGUAUCCUGACUUGAUCGCUGUGGGGACGAGGAAAGCGAAUUCAUGGGAUACCUUAACGUAUAUCGAGUAUUAUGAGUUGUGUCGGAAGGCGGCAAAAUCCUUCCUCAAGCUUGGCCUCGAACGCUUUCAUGGUGUGGGGAUCCUGGGCUCUAAUUGCGUUGAGUGGUUCAUUGCUGACAUUGCCAGCAUUUUUGCCGGAGGCAUUUGUGUGGGCAUUUUCCCCCAUAACUCUUCCCAAACCUGCCGGUUCAUUGCUGACAACUCCGAGGCUAACAUCUUAAUGGUGGAGGAUGAUUGGCAGCUUCAGAAAAUCCUUAAGAUCCAGGGUAACUUACGUCAUCUGAAAGCUAUUGUCCAAUAUAAAAACAAACUCACAAAGAAGAUACCUAACACUUAUUCCUGGGAAGAAUUCCUCACCAUUGGGGUAACUAUUUCUGAUGAAAUGCUAGACAAAGUCAUUGAUUCCCAGAAGCCUACCCAGUGCUGUAUGCUGGCCUACACCGCGGGGACCACCGGAUCACCAAAGGCAGUUAUGAUCAGUCAUGACAAUAUCACGUGGACCUCAGCAGCUCUACUCCAAAGCCUUCCCUACACUUAUCCCCCUGAACAGCAAGAGAUCUUGGUAAGCUACCUCCCCCUCUGCUUGAUAACUGCUCAGCUAUUUGAAGUCUGGAUCCCUAUUACCAUCGGGGCAGCCAUCUACUUCGCUGAAUCUAACGUCCUGAAGACUCAGGGAUCUCUGAUAAAGACACUGAAGGAGGUGAGACCUACUACCUUCUGUGGAAUCCCUGAAGUCUGGGAAGAGAUACAGCAGAAACUCAACUUCGAUCAGAUGACAGCCAGGUCAUUCAAGAAGGCUAUGAUUACUUGGGCCAAGAAAGCGGGAUUAAAUACCAACUUGAAACAGGAACAAGAGGCCCACGCUCCUCUCAACUUCCGUGUGGCCAAGAAGCUGAUCUAUAAGAGGGUGCGCCGGGAUCUGGGCUUCGAUCGCUGUCUCCAGUUUCUGAGUUCGGGCGCCGGCCUUUCCAAGGAAACCCAGGAGUUCUUCCUCAGCUACGACAUCAAACUGUUGCCGACGUAUGGGAUGACAGAGUGCACGGGAACUCAUUCCAUCUCCUCUGAGAAAGAAUCGAAGCUGUUUAGCUGUGGGAAGGCAGUGACGGGUGCUAAUACCAUGGUUCGGCAUCAAGACCAAGAAGGCAUGGGCGAAUUCUAUAUCUGGGGCAGGCACCUUUCCAUGGGUUACCUGAACAAUGAAUACAAGACGAAAAAGCUCUUUGACCAAAAAGGUUGGCUGCACACUGGAGACAUGGGCAUCCUGGAUGAACAUGGCUUUAUCCACAUCACUGGCAGGAUGGAAGAAGUCAUCAUUACCAAUCAAGGGGAAAAAAUCUUUCCUGUCCCAAUGGAGAAUAUGUUGAAGGAGAAUAUUCCCAUUAUCCGCCAUGCUAUGAUCGUGGGAAACCAAGCCAAGUUCCUGAGUGUAUUGCUGACACUAAAGUGUGAGUUCGAUGUGGACUCAGGUGAGCCUCGUAGCAUGCUGACGGAAGAAGCCAUCAAUUUUUGCCGAAAGAACAAUAGUAAGUCUGUCCAAGUGACAGACAUCACGGAUAACCAAGACCCCAUCAUUGACGCAAUAAUACAGAGAGGCAUUGAUGCAAUCAACGAACAAACUGACUCUGACUCUCACAAGAUCCUCAGAUGGAAAGUCUUAGAGAAGGACUUCUCAGUUAUGGGUGGAGAGCUAGGUAGGUCAACCUCGAAGCUGAGACGGGCGUAUGUCACCAGAAUGUACCAAACAAUGAUCUCCAGUUUCUAUAUCUAG
Molecule: messenger RNA, 1962 nt
Organism: Trichosurus vulpecula (common brushtail)
Lineage: Eukaryota; Metazoa; Chordata; Mammalia; Diprotodontia; Phalangeridae
Product: long-chain-fatty-acid--CoA ligase ACSBG2-like
Exons: 13
Coding region: 1-1962 (653 amino acids)
Cellular component (GO): endoplasmic reticulum; membrane
Molecular function (GO): long-chain fatty acid-CoA ligase activity
Source: RefSeq, a predicted model, not a curated record